Messenger RNA from Xiphophorus couchianus (Monterrey platyfish), 835 nucleotides. RefSeq names its product thioredoxin domain containing 17 (gene txndc17). The transcript has 4 exons. Gene Ontology annotation, cellular component: cytosol. Gene Ontology annotation, molecular function: protein-disulfide reductase [NAD(P)H] activity. The coding region runs from base 101 to 472 and encodes 123 amino acids. Lineage: Eukaryota; Metazoa; Chordata; Actinopteri; Cyprinodontiformes; Poeciliidae. The record is from RefSeq and is a predicted model, not a curated record.
UCUUCAGCUUCUGAUUCCUUAUUUUUGUCGCAACUUCAGUGUUCGAGCGUGUGCUUGUAGCGGCUCAGACUUGAGAUUUCACAUCUGCUUAGUGGAAAGCAUGGCCGGUUAUGAGGAAGUGGUCGUGCACGGAUACGAGGAGUUCUGUAAGGCGGUGUCUGCGAGAAAAGGGAAGGAUAUUUUCGCGUAUUUUUCAGGUAACAAAGACGCCGAGGGAAAGAGCUGGUGUCCAGAUUGUGUGAAAGCUGAGCCGAUUGUAAGAGGGGAGCUGACUCAUCUUCCUGAGGGCUCCGUCUUCAUUUAUUGUCAAGUUGGAGAUAGACCAUAUUGGAAGGAUCUGAACAAUGACUUCAAGAAGACCCUGAAGUUGACUGGAGUUCCCACUCUGCUGCGAUACGGCACACCUCAGAAGCUGGUGGAGGAAGAGUGCUUCAAGCCAGAUCUGGUGAAGAUGAUGUUCACUGAAGACUGAACGGUCCCCGGCUCAUAAAGAGCCAACAUUUCUUCACUAAUCGACCGUUUACAUUGCUUCAUUCAAGCACUUAGUAAUCACCCAGUUCUGAUCUCAAUACAAAUUGGUGCAACUGAAUUGCUAGCUGCGCUUUUACAAAAACAACCAGUCUGUCACAUGCAGCUCCAUCAUUCGUUGUUUAGUGGGGUUGUUUAGAAGGAUCUAUUUCUCCUUUGAUGAUGCUGUGCAAUCAGUCAAUAAAUACACACACACACACUAAUUGUUGAUUCAAAAAACAACUAGAGAUUUUUAUAUUGUGAUCAUUUUUUCCAUUGCCUUGCAAUUGAACGUAAAUAAAAAUAAAAAUAAACAUUUGAUGUUGAA